GGGAAGCCUCUACACGGCUCUUCCAAUCGCACCAGAGAGGGAGGGAGAGACAGAGAGAGAGAGAGAGAGAGAGAGAGAAAAAGAGUAAGAGUGUGGUUAUCUUCAAAAAGGGGUGGGAACGUUGAACCUGGAAGCUGAAAAGUUGAAAAGACUGUAAACAGGAAUUAAAACUGUAAGAACGUGGAGGCACUCGAAUCAACUGGAAGAGGAAACCGGUACAGCAAGACCAGCUCACUUAAAGGUGAAGAAAGGUAAAGAACAAAACCAUUUUCCUGAGUAAAGUUAUCUGUCGAGACCAAGAACAGCCUCAGAAUGGGAGAAGAUGCAGUGCAGGCAGAGAGGAGCAGCAUGGUCAGCACGCAUGAGAACCAGGAGCUGGUGGUGCCAAGCCCCAGCCCCACUCAGUCUUCACCCACCCAUAGCCUCUCCCAGCUGGGCACUGGCAAUAUCAACGCCUCUAGCGGAGAACCUAGUAGCCCCGGAGCUGGGGGCACCACAGGCACUCUACCUAGAGAUGGAGCUUCACCCACAGGCCAAGUGAAUGCCAUCACUGUCCUGACACUUCUAGAUAAGCUGGUGAACAUGCUGGACACAGUGCAAGAGAACCAGCAUAAGAUGGAGAUGAGACAGGUCGAGAUGGAAGGGGCGGUGAGGGGCAUCCAGAACGAUAUGACCAAGCUCUCCAAGAGUCACACUUCCACCUCCAACACGGUCAGCAAACUCCUGGAGAAGAGCCGCAAGGUCAGUGUCCACAUGAAGGAGGUCAAGGACAAGAUGGAUAAGCAGGCCGUCCAAGUGAAGAAAUUGGAGGCCAACCACGCUCACCUGAUCAAGAGGAACAACUUCAAAGUGCUCAUCUUCCAGGAGGAAAAUGAAAUCCCUUCAAGUGUCUUUGUGAAGGAACCUGCACCGUUACCUGAAGUGGAGGAGGAGACCCCGGCCAUUGAUGCCAAUCGUUCUCAAGAGGAGGGCCUUCACACCAUCACCCUCUCCUCGGAUGAGGAGCAGGGACCAGAAGAGGAUGACGAUGAAAUUUUGAGGGUUUUGGAUCUCGAAGAUGAAACCAGAGUCGAAAAGUCUCGAGCUGAGAAGAUCAAGCGUUCCAGUCUGAAGAAAGUGGACAGCCUGAAGAAAGCUUUCUCCAGGCAGAACAUUGAGAAGAAGAUGAACAAGUUCAGCACCAAGAUUGUGUCCCAAGAGAAGCGUGACAAAAUCAAGAAGAGUCUGACACCGAACCACCAGAAGAACCCUAGUGCCAAGAGCUCCUCUUUCAAGGUCUCCCCUCUCACCUUCAACAUCAAGAAGAACCGCAGUGGGGAUGGGGAACCAGAUGCUGAGGCCGCAGCUCAAUCUGAGAGCUCGCCAAGUGCUAUCGCUUCCAUCGAACUGGCCCCGAUUGACAGCCCAACUGAAGACCUGUCCUUCAAAGAGGUUCACUCCCAACUUGCACCAGGACAAGAAGAAGUAAAGGCAGCUGUGGAGGCAAUGGAGAAAGAUGAGGUGCCCAGCAUCCUGAAUGGCACAGCUGAGGUUGAGCUGUCGAUCACAGAAGAUGUAAGCGAGGAGUAUGCUCUUUCUGCGACCCUGCCCCAGGACGCCUCCCAGAUAGAGGUGUCCCACAAAGCUUUACAGGAAGAGGAUGAAGAGGAGGAAAAGGAAAGAGUGGAGAGUGAAGACAGCCCUCUAGCAGAAGCUGCAGGCCAAGCAGAGGGUGUUGCUGUAGGACAAGCGUCCUAAUGCCCUAACCCUCCAUUCCAGCCCCAGGAGACCCUCCUAAGCUGAGAAAACACUCUCUACCGAGUCCCUUAUCAGUGCCAGCCAUCCCCGCCAAGAACCCAGACAUCUGCCCUGUCCUUGCAAAAUACAGACUUACAAUACAGUCUAUUCAAAGGCAAAAUGCAUGAACUAUAUGACAUUUGCUUCAAAAUCCCAUAUCGCUGUUGUCAGUCCCUAGUCUUUUAGCAGAAGUGAAUGUGGUCUUAUCAGUUAAUCUUAUCCAGCAGUGUGUUACAAACCUAACGCUUGUGAGAAACCCACUCCAGCUGGUAUUACUGGACAUUCUGUCUUCCUCUGGUAGUGACUACCUGUCAGCUGAGAAAGUUGGCGAAGGAAAACAAAUUGCUUACAGCCAAAGGAUUCAACAGACGCCAAGUGCACUCCAUCUAUCCGAUGGACACGUUUUGACCAUAGCCUGGUUUUCAUCCCACAAUCCCACAAUUCAUUUCUUCUGGAACAGCCUGUGCACAGCUGAAAGUGAUAUUGAUUUCAUGCAACCCUGGUCCAAUUAGGUUUUGUUUUAGAGAUUAAACAGCGCAAAUAUACUGCCAUGUACUAUCUCUGCAUUUAUCAGAAAUGUGUAACGUACUCAAUUUUACAUUUUGAUUUUAAUCAAGUCACACUAAGUAUACUGUGAACGUAGAGAGCAAAAAUUGUGAGAAAGCUAGCUGGAAGCGUAUUGUCCUAAACUAAACUACAAAUAUAAUUUCUGAUUUCUAGAUUUCUGCUUUGUAGUGACUAAUAAACAUUUAGAUAACCUUUUUUCUGACCUGAGUGAGCACAAGACAUGCUCAUGCACACUUUAAAUCUGGAAUGCGGUUUACAGGGGGGAUCCUGGUCUUCCCUGAGCUCCACAUAUGUCUCGGACCUUACUCAGAAAGCAUUCCUGCUUUUGAUAUACGGCUCUUUUCAGAGACCAUUUCUCAAGCUCCCGUUGGCAUUGUGCUGGCUGAGAAACAGGCACUGUGAGGCCAGUCUAGAUUACAGGCAUAUUUCUGAAAGUGAUGAAGGAGACGAUCAGCCCAGUUGCAUGCAAAUAAGCCAGAGAAUUGUGGAAAGUGGUGGAGAACUGAAAAAGUAUGAAAAGUGAAAUUCUGUUUAGAUUGUUGUACUGGAGUUUCAAAAUGUGAUAACUAGGGAAAUACAAAAUCCCCUUCAUCACUUUGGAAUAAAUGCAGUUAACUGAUAUUUGUACACACAUCAUCACUUGCUAUUAUACAAAUCUAUAAAUAUAAUAGUGCUGUCAGCGGAUGAGGAACAGCACUGACCAAUCAAGUCUGAAUUGAUUUUGUGAGACAAUGACAAUAGAGUUUGGUUCUUAUGUGUUUUAUAUAAGUCAGAGUAAGUAGGAAUCUAUUUUGUGUUUAUUUCCAGCAUAUUUUCAUUUCAGUAUUUCAGUGCUGAACAAAAAUAUAAAAGUGUGUAUCUUUGCUUUGGGUGGAUGUCUCUUUCAGAUGAAAAGGGAUGAGGUUUUACUUCUUUAAAAAUAUAACAAAUUUUAACUAAUUUUUGCUGAUGCUUGUUUUCCCUAAUCUGUAUUUGCAUAUUCUUUAAGAUGUUAACUGCAUCAAUGACUUCAUAAUAUAUAAGAGAGCUAUAUGUUGUCUUGGUUAUAUUUUAGAAACAUUAUGAUUCGUGCCAAAGAAAAGGCUCAGUUAUAGCAGAGACCUCAUAACGUUUCUGUGACACCUGUUUACCAAGUUGUUUCACGAUCUGUUCACAUUGUUCUUAUAAUGCAAAUAAAUAAACAUGUUGAACUAUG
This is a messenger RNA of Megalobrama amblycephala (Wuchang bream), 3538 nucleotides long. RefSeq names its product caveolae associated protein 2b (gene cavin2b). Lineage: Eukaryota; Metazoa; Chordata; Actinopteri; Cypriniformes; Xenocyprididae. Gene Ontology annotation, molecular function: protein kinase C binding. The coding region runs from base 313 to 1737 and encodes 474 amino acids. Gene Ontology annotation, cellular component: cytoplasm; caveola. The record is from RefSeq and is a predicted model, not a curated record. The transcript is spliced from 2 exons.